Onthophagus taurus is the source of this 1119-nucleotide messenger RNA. RefSeq names its product juvenile hormone acid O-methyltransferase-like. Lineage: Eukaryota; Metazoa; Arthropoda; Insecta; Coleoptera; Scarabaeidae. The record is from RefSeq and is a predicted model, not a curated record.
AUUGUUAAAGCAUUGCAGAACAAAAGAAAAAAUGUAUAACUCUGUGUUGUUCUCAGAUAGCAUCUGUCAUUCAAGUAAUCACGCAAAAAAGUUUCUAACAUGCUACAAACAUUUAUUUAAUUGGAGUAACUCUGAAAAUGUCUUGGAAAUUGGGUGUUCAGAUGGACGUAUUACAAUAAAUGUUUUAUAUCCAUUCGUUGAAAAGCAUCUUAAUAAAUUAGUUGGAGGUGAUAUUUGCGAAAAAGCUAUCGCACUUGCAACCAAAGCGAAUUGUAUUCCAAAGGUAUCGUUUCAAAAAUUAGACAUACUCAAUAACGAUGAAUGUAAAAAUCAUUCUGAUGGGUAUAAUAAAAUAUAUUCUUUUUAUUGUUUUCAUUUAAUACACGAAUCAGAUAUAUGGGCAAAUAACGUCUUUAAAAUGUUAAAACCCAACGGACAAUUAUUUGUUUCGAUUGUUGCAAGUUUUCCAAAUUUCAUCAACAAAUGUCAACUUGCUCAGCAAAGGGAAUUUUGGAAACCUUGGUCCAAAUAUAUUCAAAAUUUACCAUGUUAUUUUGUAGAUUAUGGUCCAAAACCAACAGAAACAGUAACUAAUAUUCUGAGAAAAGCUGGGUUUCUUAUCAACAAAAUUGAUUUGCAUACGGUUACGUUUCCAUACAAAAAUAAAGAAGAUAUAAGAAAUGUGUUUAUAAGCGCUAACCCUUUCUUAAAAUAUAUCCCAGAUGAAAUGCAAGAAACCUAUCUGGAUGAUUAUACGAGUAAACUUUUACAAGAACUAAGCUUUGAAAAUGGAAUAUAUUCGUUUCGAUUUGAUAUAAUUACGGUAUUAGCUACAAAAAAUGGUUUGAGUGUUUAAUAAAAACAGCUGUUAAAUACUAUAAAAACAGUCGGAUCUUUUAUUUUAACGUUCGUUACAAAUUUAUAAUUUACAAUUAACAAUGGUAGUUAACCAACAAGUAACUUCACUCGAAGUAAUACUAACCUAAAACUUAUUACAUUCAAUAAAAUCAGAUAAAAUCGAUAAUACAGGAUGGUCCAUUUAACGUGAGAUAAGCGAUUAUCUCUAAAACGGGUCAUUUUACAUAAAAAUAAACCAAAUGAAAGUUGUUCUGUGCGAAG